UUUACAUUUCCCAGGUGGUCCUGACGACGUUAACUUGGAGCUUCCGGAAAACGGCCGGGCAAGAAGGUUCGGAAGAUUGGUGCCGUUCCAUGGACACGUCGAUGGGCAAACAUAAACUGGAAACCUGCAAAUGGCUGAAGAAGGAAAACGGAACCGUUCUCGUUUUCUGCAGUUUGUACUAUCAUUAUCGCUUCCACUGUCGUUCGAUAUUCCACACCCGCACCAAGUGGUUCGUCGUUCGUUUAGUUUUUCGGUUGCGUCCGGAAGAGCGGAAGCGCAGUAGCGAAGAGCAUCCCCUAUUUCUCCACUUCGCGCGAUUAAAGAGCGUAAAACACGUGGACAAUUUAGAGCCACCUUUGAACGCUCGACCUUUAUGCAUAGAAGAGAUAAAGAAAGGGAUGUUGAAAGAAUACGACAUCAAGAUAUCUUUUUGGAAUUAUACGUCCAGCGUCUUCAGUCACUUGGUCUCUCCCUCUCUCGAUCUGUCGGAAUUGGGUGAGAACGCGGUUCCCUGUCCGCACCGAGUCGUCAUAGAUCCGACUUUGUUCUUGCAAACUCUGGACGGUUCCGAAGUGAGUCACUCGCUAACUCUGUGGACGAAGAUGCUGAAUCCUUAUCUGUCGGUGGCAACAAUCGAAAAAGCUACUUUCACCUUAAGCGAAGACGUGAAAGCGCUACCUUUGCCCUUUCCCCCAGAAUUCGACUCCAUCGACGUGCGGAGCAUCAGCUGCGAUUCUUGCGGGUUCACUUCCUUACGUAACGGUAACUUUCCCCGUUUUACCACCUUGCGCGUCUUGCGUUUUCCUUACAACAAAAUCGGCUGGAUCGAGUCCGAGGCCUUCCUCGUCCUUCCCAACUUGACGCAUUUAAACUUGGCGGGAAACCCCCUUUCGGGUUUCCCGUCGGCCAUCUUUUCCAUGCCUCGUCUCUUCUUCUUGAAUUUCGACCACGUGUCUCCGCCCGGCAAUUUUUUUGCUUUAUUACCCAAAGACGUUGCUCGGACAACCCCCUUGAAGUCUGUUCUGAAUCUGCAAGGAACUCCCCUUCAGUAUCUUCCGGACGAUUCCUUCGCUCGUUUUUUCCCCUUGGUUCUAAAACUGAGACAAUGCAAAAUCGGGAAGAUCUAUUCCGGGGCUUUUCGGGGAUUGACCGGGUUAACUACCCUGGACUUGUCCUCGAACGUCAUUAUGAAGUUAGACGUUGGAAUUUUCCGGGAUUUAAAAAACUUGACUACUUUGAUUUUAAACGAGAACCGCGUGGAGUCGGUCGGAGAGUCACUUUUUCGUUCUCUUCGCCGACUCAGAGUUUUGCAUCUUUCCGGAAACCUGAUAAAACAACUUCCUUCCGGUAUUUUCCGAAAUUUAAAGCAAUUACGACGCAUCGAUCUGAGUGGUAACAAACUGACGUUCUGGAAAUCGGACACCUUCGCCGCUCUGCCCCGUCUGCGAAAUUUGAGUCUGAUCGACAACUUAGUGGCCGUGUUGGAACAGUCGAUGAUCCGCGACGUCAAACACGUGCGAAGAGUGCAGCUGUACGAAAAUCCUUUCGACUGCAAUUCCUGUCAUUUGCCUUCGAUGAUCGACUGGGUGCGAAAAGACGCCCCCGUCUCGGAAUACGACAAAUACCUUUGCAGUUUUACCAAAGAAAGUCAGGAUCGCAUUUUAUUGAUAAACGCCACCUAUCGACUGGAUCUGUGCGUCGUCGUUCCCGUUAACUACUUGGUCCACGUGGGUAUUCCUGCGCUGGCUUUAACAUUUCUCCUCUUUUUGUUUUCGUUCGCGGGCUACAAGUAUCGCUGGUAUGUCAGAUAUUUCGUAUUCUACGUUCGCUUGAGAAUUUCUAAUAACGAUGAGACGAAGAAUCCCGACAGUUAUUUAUACGACGUCUUCAUUUCGUACAGUUUCAAAGAUAUAGAAUUUGCCAAGAAGCUAGUGGUAAAGAUAGAGGACGACUUCGGCCUGCGCGUGUGCAUAGACCAGAGGGACUUCCUGGCCGGCAACGACAUAACCGACAACAUCGUGCACAGCAUCGACAAUUCCAGAAAAGUGGUUUUCGUUCUUUCCCAAAACUUCGUACGCAGCGAGUUUUGCAAAUUCGAAAUGAAACUGGCGCAGCACCGACUGUUCGAAACCAACAAUUCUCUGGUAUUGCUGAAAUACGGCACCAUCCCGGACGAAAUCGUCAGCAAGAAGCUGCGCUACCUGAUGAAGACCAGAAAGUACAUCGAGUGGCACCAAGCCGAAGAUUCUGCUCCUCUCUUUUGGCUGCGCUUGAACGAUGCACUGAAGAGAAACGUCUCCUCCGAUAACGAUCAAAGUUUUAUUUAGGAGUGCGCUUUUACCUUUCGUCUCAACUAACGAGUUCUGUAUUUGCAGCGUAAAGUUUGCCUAUGGGUCGAACAUUGAACUUUUUUACAUAUUUUUUGAGAUGGUUUUUUCAUUUUCUUUAAUAGCUUAAAUUUUUAAUUUUUACAUCGAGAUAUAAUUAGCAAUGGUAAGGUUUAUAUGGUAAUGUUUGAAGCAUUUUAAAUAUUUUUUACGAUAUUAUUUUUAUAUUUAUUUACACAAAUUAGUAAUGUGGUAGGAAAAUUCAACAGAUUGAUUUUAACUAAGCUCAUUCCUCGUCUACGGGUAGUUUCGAAAAAGUAGAGUUAGUAACGCGGUACGUAGGGAAGCGAAGAAACAAAGGGAAUAACAAAACGAGGUCCUGCGGUGGCAUCUUUUGUGUAGCGAUACUCGACACAAAAGAAACCGACAUCAUUACGCAUAGAAUCGCCGAUUACAACUCGGUUACUUACUUUCUUAAGUAUGUUUUAUAAGCGGAAAAAAAUUUAUCUAAUUCGACGCCCUAAUAAACUUAUUAUAGGACUAAGCAGUUUGAUAUUUCUGUUUCUAUCGAAUUCGUUUUUGUUUUUGAGACUUAUUUCACUAUAUUAAACACUUCAUUAUUGUAUAUAAUAGUGUAUACCAUCACAGUUUUUAUUGAUAUAUUUCGGUAUCUACCACUGUAUACAUAGUGGGAACAAGCGCAUUUCGAUCUUCUUAGUAGGCCUACAGCCUAUUACUUAAACAUACAUGACAGAAAUAAUUACAAUAAUGACAGAAAGGCCAAUGUCACUAUUUUCUCUACUGUAUCGAUACAGAUUAUUUUGAACUUUUCAAGUAUUUCACUCACUGGAAACCAAUGUUUCAUUCUUCUGAUUGAGAAAAGUUUUUUUUUCGCAAAUUUAUUCAAUUAU
Centruroides sculpturatus (bark scorpion) is the source of this 3238-nucleotide messenger RNA. Its product is annotated as toll-like receptor 13. The coding region runs from base 90 to 2327 and encodes 745 amino acids. Gene Ontology annotation, biological process: immune response; toll-like receptor signaling pathway; inflammatory response. Gene Ontology annotation, molecular function: protein binding; transmembrane signaling receptor activity. The record is from RefSeq and is a predicted model, not a curated record. Lineage: Eukaryota; Metazoa; Arthropoda; Arachnida; Scorpiones; Buthidae. Gene Ontology annotation, cellular component: membrane. The transcript is spliced from 2 exons.